CCGCCGCGCGAGCCGCAGAGGAGAGAGAGCCACCGAGCGAGCGGCGCGAGCAAAAGGGACCCUGGGACAUUACUGACUCCGCGCGCACAGGACGCAGGACGCACCGGAUCCGCACGCGCUCCCCGCACAGCUUGGCUUCUGUUUGUUUGUUUGUUUGUUGUUGUUGACGCGGGAACACGGGACAGUAAGGCGUGUGAAAUGCAGUCGGUGUACCGGCAUCUGUUCAGCGUGCUGUUUGUGUUCAGCAGCCUGCACGUGAACCGGCUGACCGAGGGCUGCUCGUGCGCCCUGACGCACCCGCAGGACGCCUACUGCAACUCGGACAUCGUGAUUCGGGCGAAGGUGGUGGGUAAGAAGCUCCUGAAGGACGGGCCGUUCGGGACGAUGCGCUACACCGUCAAACAGAUGAAGAUGUACAAAGGAUUCAACAAAAUGCAGCACGUGCAGCACAUCUACACGGACGCCUCGGAGAGCCUCUGCGGCGUCAAGUUCGACAUCAACAAGUACCAGUACCUGAUCACAGGCCGCGUGUUCGACGGCAAAGUCUACACCGGGCUGUGCAACUUCAACGAGCGGUGGGAGCGCCUCUCGCUCGCCCAGAAGAAAGGCAUCAACCACCGCUACCAGCUGGGCUGCAGCUGCAGGAUUAAGCCCUGCCACUACCUGCCCUGCUUCGUCAACUCAAAGAACGAGUGCCUGUGGACGGACAUGCUGUCCCACUUCGGCUAUCCCGGCUACCAGUCCCGGCACUACGCCUGCAUCCAGCAGAAGGAGGGCUACUGCAGCUGGUACCGGGGCAUGACGGCCCGCGACAAAACCACCAUAAACGCCACCGACCCCUGAACCGAACGCACCCCGCCCGAUCCGACUGCCCCCCCGCCACUGACACCCUGCCGUCCCGACUCCCCGCCGUCCCCGAUCACUUCUAGAGUAUUACAGGACUCUUAAAAAAAAAAAAAACUCACCGGCCUGGGUGACCGCUCCUUUUAAAGGGGCAAGAAAAAGAAAAGAAUAUAUAUAUAUAUAUAAAAAUAUAUAUUAACAGUGCCUGUUUCGUAGCACUUCUAUUAAAAAAAAAGAAAAAAAAAAAGAACGAGACCUUUUCUUUGUUGUACAGAUCGCCUCAAAGUCUCGGUUUGACUCUCCAUCAGCUUUCCCCUGCGCUGCGAAUCAGGCGCACCGAUAUGUUCCUGUCAGGUUCAGCGGUGUUGAAAAGUCGUUUAAAGGGACAAUAAGUAAUCUGAGACCUUUACAAACCUCUACUGGUGACCAGCAGCAACUGCAACACAGCCAUCUCUCUACCUGUAAUUGACCUGUAAUUGGUAAGCGACCUAAAUUAAAUUAGAACGGAGAUCUGAUAUAAACAUGGUAAUGUAUCACUUACGUGUCAUGAAACUCCUCUCGUUUGUGAGUUUUUGUUCCUAAAAUUGAGUCAAAGCCAGAAAUCACAGCUGCAGGCGAAGAAACUGAUCAGUUACUGCUGUUAAUCAACAACCCACUCAACCCUCUGGUACUCGGAGUCAGUGGAAAAACUCUCACCUAUUGUCCCUUUUUAAAAGUGCAACGGCUUUCAACACCGCUGUAAAUGGUGAAGCAAUGAAAACACAGCCGACAGCAAUCUCUGAAUCGAUCUGAGAUUAAGAGCUCAGAUUACAGUGCAACCCGCAUCGCGCAGUCCUGCACAAUAAUCUCUCGAUAAAGCCAAGAGUCAAGUGCCAACGUGAGGUAUGAUCUCUGAAAGUUUUACCUCUUAUUUCAGCUACAAACAAACAAACAAAAAAAAUGUUCCAAGGGGUUUAUAUCGGUAUUUAAUAAUGGUAUUGUUUCACAGUGAAGUAUAUAUAUAUCUCUACUAUGUUCACAGUCUAUACUGUAACAUGUCUAUUUAUGGAUGGUAGUGUCUCUGCUUCCCUCAGUGUUUGCACUCUAACUCAUUUUGGUCGCCUGCCAUUGAUGAAUAAAGAAGAAAUUAACAAUUAAAGCAUAAAAUUUAUCUUGAUUCACAAAACGACAUAAAAGUGCGUUACGGUGCCGACACGGGGAAUACCUAACCCUUUCUGCAGAGAGAUGGUUAUAUUUUAUUUUAAUUUUGCUGUAUAUAACAUAAGCUACAGAAAUGAACUACCCACUCCGCUGAAACCUCUGUUCUACAUCUAUUUAUCCGUUUUAUUUUGGAUCAGAAAAUAACCGCACGGCGUAUCUGCAAAAAACUGACAAACAAAACAAAAAGAAAACCUUAAAGACAACCAUGACAGCCUGCUCGCCCAGCAUCAGCAUCUCUGAGCUGCUGAAGCGCUCGUUUCAAAGUUCGUCCUGUGUUUGAAUCACACUCUGCAGAUUUUAAGUGACGGUACUUUUUCUUUUUUCUUUUUUUUUCGUCUAAACGAUCAUAUUUCCUCCUCUGGUACUCGUAGAGAGGGUACUUUUGACUUUUUUCACCCAUUCGAUGAAAGUACAAGCAGAGGUUUCAGACAAUGAGGUGUUUUUGUAAGUGUAUAUUCCAUCGUUUUGUAUUUAACUAUUUGAAAUGACAAAAAUAUAAAUAUAUAUAUAUAUAUAUUAUAAAUAUAUGGAAAGUAACAAUAUUGUCUCUAAAUUCUUCGAUUGUUUCCAUCUGGGGCGUUUUUGUUUUUCCAGUGCAGUAUCUUCAGUCCAUUCCGUUAGCGGACUGCGCCUCAGACGGAGCGACGGCCUCAUCAGCCACAACAAGUAAAUUAUCGUUAUCAUUAUUAUUAUUAUUAUUAUUAAUGGGGUUCAACCGAUAUCGCUCUUCAAUGCCUGAUAGCCGAUAACAUUAAGUAUCUCUAAAUUUUAGAGCCAUCAGCUCCUUAAGGCACUUUAAAAUUCAGAAUUAAUUUGCAAAAAUCCUAAUUAAACAACGUAAUACGUAAACUGAACAAAGCAACAAUUUACUACAGGGUUUCCAGACUCCUUCUGCAGCUGUUAAGACAUCACUGCCUGGAUGAUACCUGAUAAUUAAUCAAAGGGCAAUAUCGGCCCCAUACAUCGGUCUAACCCGAACCCCAAACAAUAAUUUUUCAGCAGUGACUUGUACUGAACUUUGCAUGGUUAACUCUAGCAAAAGGCCAAGUCAAUCCACCGUUUUAUUUUUGUCUCGCCUUAAAUGGUCCAGUGUGACUUUACACAGAUCGAUUUCUGUGUUAAAAAAAAAAGAGCUGCAUUGUGUGGAAGUUUUCAGUCCAAAAUGCUACUUUUCCAUUUUGGGAAAAGAAAUGAAACAGAAAAACACAGUCUGAAAUCCAUAAGCCAAUAUUUAUGAAAAGACUGAAAUACUUUACAGGCAAAUGUAUCGAGAUGACUCAUAAUAUAUUUAAUGUUCAUGUCAGCUGUCGGUAUUUUCAUUCUCAAAUCUGAUUCUGCUUUUGCCUAAUAAAAUGAAUUCGUCUUGGCCUUUUAUAGUGAUAUGCAAAGUCUGAAAUGUGCAGAAUUAGUUUUUUUCCGAGUGCAGAAAGUCUUUUCCUUCGCUUCCUGUGUGGCGACGAGGCGGUUCCUCCGGCUGCGGCGUCUCUGCGUCGCGACUCUUGUGGUUCAUGUUUGUGUAAAUAUGCUUAACACAGAAACACCUGGUCAAGUUGAUCCUGAGUGCAUUUAAAAAAAAAAAAAAAAAACUAAAGGAAGCAAAUGACAAAUGGCUGUACAGUCUGUGUGUGUGUACACUGAUUCCUGAAGCUGGGGGUGUGUGUGUGUUUGUUUCCUUGUAGGGGGUUACAGAAAUGUUUGACUUAAUUUCUGUGUUUUAUAUUUUUAUAAUAAAGAUUUAAUGAAAAAUGG
Myripristis murdjan (pinecone soldierfish) is the source of this 3792-nucleotide messenger RNA. Its product is annotated as metalloproteinase inhibitor 3. The coding region runs from base 199 to 843 and encodes 214 amino acids. Gene Ontology annotation, biological process: response to cytokine; response to hormone; negative regulation of membrane protein ectodomain proteolysis. The record is from RefSeq and is a predicted model, not a curated record. NCBI's taxonomy places the organism in Eukaryota, Metazoa, Chordata, Actinopteri, Holocentriformes, Holocentridae. Gene Ontology annotation, molecular function: protease binding; metalloendopeptidase inhibitor activity. The transcript is spliced from 5 exons. Gene Ontology annotation, cellular component: extracellular matrix.